AUGGAUCCCUCUUUGACGCGCGAUCUGCCAAAUUCGGCCCCUAAUCCCACAAAGAUACCAUCUCCCUCUACGGCUUCUAAGCAAUCACCGCGACCGGGAAUCGGUCGCAUUCUAUCAUUACCUCCACAAUGGCUCUCCAUGUACGACGAGUUUAUAACCAAAAACGCCGGCCAAGUUUCGCAGAUUGAGAGCGCUCUAAGGAGCUUGACAUAUAUAAUUCCAGGCCGGUUCCGCGAUGCUGAAAUCGCAUCCGAGUCGAUUCACUCGGGUGUCCAACUCCUAUCACUAUACCAUGACUCCCUACUUCAGAAGGCUAUUGCACGUCUGCCGAUGGCCAAGAUGUUAUGGGAGAUGACGGCCAAGAGAAAGGGUGGCGAAAAGUCCCGGUGGAAGGUCGUCUUGCUCCUUGAAGGACUAAAGGCAUUUUGCCGGCUUUUGCUUCUACGCAUUACCAAGUCUCGACCACUAGUCACGCCGGUGUUGCCGGAGCGGGAGCCGAUUCCCGAAGACGUAGCAGCUGCGGAUGAGGAUGAAGAGAUUGCAUACCGAAGUGAGAGCGAGCUGAUGGAUGAGAUAUCGGCGGACGGGUCAGGGUCUUCGCAGUCGUCGAGACCCGCGCACGAGCGCGAGUGGAACAUGCCCCGAACGGGCAUGAGCCUGCCAUCGCUGCCUACUGGAGGAGAUAUCAGCUCCUACUUGCUGGGUCGUGUAUUGACCGCUGAUGACAUUAAGCCUGCUACUAAGCUGCUCAACCAGCUCCAAGGCAGCAGCCACGGUGCCGAGAUCCUGCAGAUCUUGUCGCCACUCAUCUACGCUGCCGCCAUGGCUCACAACAUCAGACGUGGAGGGGACAAGAAAGCUUGGACCCCCUGGCUGAUCGGAUUUGCAGUCGAGUACGCGGCCCGACAAUUGAGGGACCGCGGUCUGCGGACUACGUCCCUGGAGCGUGAAGAAUGGAGCAAGCGUGGAUGGGCCAUGGGCUGGUGGGCUAUGAGGGGUGCUGCAUACGAAAACAUCACCAAGGGCGUUGUGGGAGGAGUGAGCAAGAGAAUGCCCUCCUUCAUCGGGGGCAUUCUUGAAGACUACGAGUACUUGUGGGAGAAUUACUACUUUAGCACCAGCGCAUAA
This is a messenger RNA of Fusarium graminearum PH-1, 1128 nucleotides long. RefSeq lists its product as uncharacterized. Gene Ontology annotation, cellular component: peroxisomal membrane. Lineage: Eukaryota; Fungi; Ascomycota; Sordariomycetes; Hypocreales; Nectriaceae. The record is from RefSeq and is a predicted model, not a curated record. The transcript is spliced from 3 exons. Gene Ontology annotation, biological process: peroxisome organization. Bases 1 to 1128 code for a protein of 375 amino acids.